AUGGGGAAGAUGGUGUUGCUGGUUUCUUUACACCGAUUCACUCACGAUCCAUCGGUAGCAUGGGAAAUGCUGAAGAUCAAACGACCGGUUCGAUCAGUACGUCAGAUGAAACUUGAUGCACCAAUCAAAUUGGAUCAUGUCCGUUUUGUAUGUAUUGCCUGUGUUCAUGGUAUGACACUCGACCCAACAUCGCUGCCACCCGGUGAUAUUCUGAUUGUUGCUGGGGAUUUUACUAGUUGUGGUUUGCCAGACGAGAUUAAAGCAUUCAAUGAAUUUUUAGGUCAAUUAAAGCAUUCGUUCAAAGUCGUUAUCGCUGGUAAUCAUGACUGUACUUUCGACGAAAAUUUCUUAAAAGCAUCAGAUAGUUUCAAAACACGUAGAGAAAAAAGGCUAGAAAAAGUACUCAACCUGUUUUUCUUCUUAGGAAAUGGAAGUGGUGCAUCUAAAGAAGUGGCUCUAAAACAUGCACUAAAUGCAGCGUUAUCAGCUGCCAAAGUUUCAAGUGUUAAGUCGCUAUUGACAAAUGCAGUUUAUCUACAGGACUCAAUGGUUGAAUUAUUCGGCCUAAAAAUUUAUGGUUCGCCUUGGCAACCAAGUGCCGAUAAUUGGGCAUUUAAUCUACCGCGUGGUCAACCUCUACUCGACAAAUGGAAUCAGAUACCGUCUGGUAUUGAUGUUCUUAUAACGCAUACACCGCCGCUAGGGCAUGGUGAUUUUGGCCGAGAAUAUAAUCGUUUUGGAUGCGUUGAACUGCUGAAUUCGGUGGUUCGUCGAAUUCGACCAAAGUAUCAUGUUUUUGGACACAUUCACAGCGGUUAUGGCUGUACAUCAGAUGGUUAUACAAAAUUUAUCAACUGCAGUUUGGUUGAUGAAAAUUUAGAGCUACAAAAGUCACCAAUAAUUUUUGAUAUUGCGGUUAAUCCAGAGGCCAAAGUUCAGUUCUUACAUAACAGCAAAAAAUUGAUGAAACGAUUAACGAAGAAAUAA
Enterobius vermicularis (human pinworm) is the source of this 987-nucleotide messenger RNA. Lineage: Eukaryota; Metazoa; Nematoda; Chromadorea; Rhabditida; Oxyuridae. The record is from the annotation of a GenBank genome assembly.